Messenger RNA from Eremothecium cymbalariae DBVPG#7215, 1560 nucleotides. It is a transcript of the gene AIM14, whose product is annotated as putative metalloreductase. The record is from RefSeq and is a predicted model, not a curated record. Gene Ontology annotation, molecular function: oxidoreductase activity. The transcript has a single exon. Bases 1 to 1560 code for a protein of 519 amino acids. Gene Ontology annotation, cellular component: plasma membrane. Lineage: Eukaryota; Fungi; Ascomycota; Saccharomycetes; Saccharomycetales; Saccharomycetaceae.
AUGAGUGUUCGACUUACUAAGAAGCACGGGGAUACUCAUUAUGCUAAUAUUCCAUAUGGGUAUUAUACAUUUGGUGUAACAUUCUGUUUUAUAUUUGGUUUAAUUCUAGUGCGCAAAUUCUGUUCGGUUAAGUCAUCAAAAUCAAAGAGCAGACUUGUCAGAAGCAUUGUUGAUGCAUCUCCAAUAGUUUAUGUUCCCACGUUAAUCCUGGUUCUAGGUGUUCCUUUUGUUCAUCAUUAUUCCCUUCGUCAUGAUGCUGCUGUGUAUAUGAAGCGGUUGGGAAGGGUAUCAUAUAUUUUGAUAUUUUUGAAUAGUUUCCUUACUAUUAGACCAAAUUACGUUUUGUCUGAUUAUACAUAUGCUCAGCUAAUACCAUUACAUAUUUGGUUGUCGCGUUUUAUUGUGAUCCUGGGGUUGGUGCAUGGUGCGUGUUUUGUUGUAAAGUGGGUACUUGACAAUAAUGUGUCUGCUAUGGAAAAAUUGUUUUCCAAUACAUGGAAUUUUGUGGGAUUUGUGGUUUGGUUAUUUAUAUUAUUGUUACUAUUUGCCUCCACUGGUCCUAUAAGAAGAUAUUCAUACAAUACAUUCUUUGUUAUUCACCAAUUGGGUCAAUGGGCGAUGUGUUUACUGAUUCCCGUACACGCAAGGCCCGGAGUUGCAUGGCCUUAUUUGGCGGCCAUCGGGUCAAUAUACCUGGUGGAAUUUGUUUCCAAAGUCUCUCUUAGCCAUUCAGCUAAUGUUAUAUCAAAGAUUACUAACUAUGAACAAGGCACAAAGCUAGUCCGUGUUUUAUUACCCCGGGUGGUGAUGCCAGAACGAUUCGCAGUAGGUUCACAUUUGAGGAUCUCCUCUUACAGGAAACUGCAUCCGUUAUAUUGGUUCUUGCCUAGUCAUCCUUUUACCGUAGCAUCCUUGCCAGAUGAUGGGCAUGUAGAAUUAAUAGUGAGAGAACACAAUAAUUUUACGUUCCAAUUGGGCUCAUUUUAUACAGUUGUGAAUCAUUAUGAAGGCAUUUCUUCCGAAAAGCUAGCGAAGGCAAAGAGAGUAGCGAUUGUUGUAGGAGGGGCCGGUAUUUCUUUAGGGCUACCAAUAUUCAGGUAUUUGAAACAACAGGGCGAUAUCGACUACAUCAAAUUUGUUUGGAUGGUUAGAAACGAAUCUGAAAUGCAUGUUAUAGAUGAUAAGCAGGGUAUUGAUGUUUUUGUGACACAGGGGGCUCCUGAUCUUGAUAACGCCGCUGUGUAUUCAACUUCAGACACUAGAGAGGAUCAUAUUGAACAUUUUGAGUUGGAAUCAUUGGAUGAUAUCGAUAUGGAAGCUUCCAAUCUAGAUGAAUCAGGCGCGCUGAUUGGAAACAAGCCAUUUUCAGCUACUGAUAAUGCCAAAAUAAAAUACGGCUGUCGAAUUAAUUGGUCAGUUGAAUUGGCCUCCUUUGUCAAUAGACCAACCUAUCUGAAUCAUCUAUUGAUCGUAUGUGGUCCGAAAGGUUUGGUUAAUGAUGGAGAAGCUUAUGCGGAGGCAAAUGCCGUUGAUAUAUACAAAGAACUAUAUGUGCUCUAA